Messenger RNA from Spodoptera litura, 1288 nucleotides. RefSeq names its product doenitin-1-like. Gene Ontology annotation, molecular function: serine-type endopeptidase inhibitor activity; transforming growth factor beta binding; receptor antagonist activity. The record is from RefSeq and is a predicted model, not a curated record. NCBI's taxonomy places the organism in Eukaryota, Metazoa, Arthropoda, Insecta, Lepidoptera, Noctuidae. Gene Ontology annotation, biological process: transforming growth factor beta receptor signaling pathway.
AAUAAUUGGAGAAUACAUUGGUUUUUUAUAGACUUAGCCAUUUUUAAUAAACAAAGGUUUUACGUGCCAUAGAAAUUAAUUAUUUUACGAGUUAGCACUGUGUUAUUAAAAUUUUACGAGUUGCCUGCCAUAUCAGUGUGCAGAUUGCUAGCAUAUCACUAUUGUAGUUACAUACGACAGCGGACAAAUCAUGUUUUCAAAAUCGAUUUAUAUUUAUAUUCGAAUUCUUUUUGUUUCCUUCGAUUUACCGAUACUUCUCGCUCAAUCAGAAGGAUCGCAUGAACUAUUUAAAACUGAUUGGCACAUUCGCUGUAAACUACAGCCCAAUGGUUACGACUGUACUAGGAAUGAAUCAAUGACCCAUAGGUUUUAUUACGACCUGAAAAUGAAUGCUUGCAAAACAUUCCAGUAUGGCCUUUGUGAAUUGCAAUUCAACGGUUUUCAUACACUUCGAGAAUGUUCCUCUACAUGUGACGUAAUUGGACACCAAUUUCUCACCGAAGAAGAACAGGCAAAAUUUUCUGACGACACAAUAUGUCGCUUGCAAUAUGACUUUGGAUCUUGCAACAAUUACUAUCCAAUGUGGUACUUCGAUGUGACUGAGCGUACUUGCAAGAGCUUCUCUUACAGUGGCUGUGGAGGCAACAAUAAUAGAUUUGCAACACCCGGGAUGUGCAACACUAGAUGUCAAACUGCUGUCGGCGAUUAUAAAAUAGCAAAAACUAUAAAGAAAAGUCGAUAGACUAAACAAAACUUACUAACUAGGUAAAAGUAAAUGUAUUAAAGUUAGGUAAAUCUGUACAAUUAUAAACUAUUGUUAGAAAUACCUACUGGCUACGUAAUAAGCUUUUCUUGUGUAAAUAAACUUAAACUUAUUGAUUAGCAAUAUGCAGUUCAGCGGAAGGAGGCGAUGAUUUGUUAACUAAGAAAAUUAUAAUGCGCUACGUAUCGAUCAGUUUAGUAAUGAUUUCUUAUCUUUAAAGAAAAACUUAAAGAAAAGGAAAGCAUUUCUACGAAAAGCGAGAGAAUUAUCAAUUGCGGUUUUGCGGUUAACAAUGAUUGACCUCAAAAAGCCGCUUGGCCGGUCUUCAUUGCACCGAGGGCCGAGUCACGAUUCAAUGAAAGUAUUUUAUUAUUUAAACCCCUAUGGCGUCAUUGCCAUAACCUAUAGAUAACUUGUCCAACACCAAUAACUAAAUACUCGUUUCUCGACCAGUGUUAAACUGUCAAACACCAAGCGGUCACCGGUGACCGCAACCUAUUGUUCUAUAAUUGUGUCUACAAAACC